UCUAAUAUAAAUAGUCUAGAUUUAUUUGCGUGUUUACAUUUGAUAUAUUCGUAUCUAAUCAGUUGGUUCUGCGAUGUUGUUCUUGUUCGCGCAGAAAACUAAGGUGCACAUUUUAACUAAGAGAUUAAUUUUCACAUAAAUGAAGACCGAGACUUCAAAAAUUGUCUAAAAAAACUAAUCACAAUUACAGAUAAAAAUGUAUUCCGAUGAAGAGGAUGUGAAGGCUUUUACUUUACUCAGAUGUGACGACUGAUUAGGCCACAUGAUGAUAUUUUUUGUACAGUUUAAAACGACAGUAAUUUAACUGAGGUAGAUCAAGUAAGAAAUUAUUAUAUUGUAUACAGAAAUGUUUUGAUAUGAUGUCUCACAAAAGUGUAUCUUUCAGGGUCAAAAUUAAACACAACUGUAAUGUUAGAAACUAUCUGCUCUUGUUUGUUGUACAAAUGCUUCUUUGAAUUAUUUUUUUAUUAUCAAAAUAUUGGAUAAUUUAUAUAAUUGAAGUUAUCUGUAUAUUUUAUGUUAGAUCUAAGUAAUUAUGAUCUUAAAAUGUCGACUUCUUAACCUGGAAAAAAAGUCCUAAAAACAGCUAAAGUAGUGUCAUCAUCCAAAUUUCACUGAGACUUUUUUGCUUUGUUUUUGUGGUUGAACAUGAUGGAGGAAAUAAGCUCACCCGUUCUUCUGUACUGCAGUCGGGAAGCGAGCCCACAGCCCCAUGUCUGCGGAGGCUUCAGUCGGCGGUCAUGAUGCCGACUCCGUCCAGUCUGCCGUUCUCCAGCCUGCCUGCCACGGCACAGAGGGGCACGGAAAUCCGGGUCUGAUGGGGAGCAAGUACGUCAAGUUAAAUGUUGGCGGCUCCCUUCAUUAUACAACCAUCCAGACGCUAAGCAAAGAAGACAGUCUUCUGCGAAGCAUUUGCACUGGCGCAACAAAUGUUACCAUAGACUCUGAAGGUUGGGUGGUUUUGGAAAGGUCCGGUCGACAUUUUGGAUUGGUGUUGAACUUCCUGCGAGAUGGUUCGGUACCACUUCCAGAAGACCACAGAGAACUUGAUGAGAUCCUAAAAGAGGCCCAGUUCUACAGGGUACAAGGACUAAUCCAACAGUGCCUCAAUGCCAUGCAGAAACAACAAGAUAUUUUCGAAAGCGUUUGCCGCAUCCCAAUGAUCACAUCAGCCAAAGAAGAGCAGAAGAUGAUUGCUACAUGUAGAAAACCAGUAGUCAAGCUCCAAAACAACAGGGGAAACAACAAGUAUUCAUAUACUAGUAACUCCGAUGACAACUUGCUGAAGAACAUCGAGCUGUUUGACAAACUGGUGCUCCGAUUCAACAACCGUGUCCUGUUUGUGAAAGACGUGCUCGGUGACGAGAUCUGCUGCUGGUCCUUCUACGGCGAAGGCCGCAAGAUCGCAGAAGUAUGCUGCACCUCCAUUGUGUACGCAACGGAGAAGAAGCAGACCAAAGUUGAGUUUCCCGAGGCGCGGAUAUUUGAAGAAACGCUCAACAUCCUCAUCUAUGAGAACAACCGGUCCGGUCCAGGAGGGUUGCACCUUUUAGAUUCUAGAGGCUCGGGUUCAUCGCUCGGAGCCGGCCAAUCAGAGGAAGAGGGUGCAGCGGGAGGGGACAGACGGGUACGCAGGAUCCACGUAAGGAGGCACAUAAUGCAUGACGAGAGAGGACACGGCCAGCAAACUGUGUACAAGGACUAACUGUGACGGAAAAUAUGUCUUGGAAGAAUUCAAUGUUUUGUUUUAUUUUUUUGUACGUUUGCAAAAUGAAACAUUCUUUGUUCACAGCAAUAUUGAAGUCUUUACUUAUUUCAUGAAAUGUCUUUAAGCACUUGCAGAGGUCGGGCUGUUGAUUGAUUUUUAAGUGAGGAGGGAGUUUAGUGAUGUUUACAACAAAUCAAUUUGCAUAUUUCAACAGAAAGUGUAUUAAGUCAGCUGUGACUGAAACUGGUAGAAUAAUAUUUCAAAUGUUAAUACCUUCCUGCAUGAUACUGAAUGAGCCUCAAAACCCAUUUAUCUCAUAGAGCACACCACCUGCCAUUUAUUUGGGUGUAAAUAGUUUGAACUGGCAGCUUUGUCUGUAUUUAAUAUGUAGGAAACAUUUAUCCAAGAUGUGAUGCGUCUGGUUUCUCUGUUGGACGAUGAUGGUACUGCUGCACAGAGCCUGACUGACAAAAGUCGGUGAAGUUAAGCCUCGACAAGUUAACACUGGAAUUAAAAAGAAAAGCCAUGUUUAUAGUUGUUGAGCAGCUCCGUUUUCUGUGUUUAAAUUAUUAUAAAUGCUUCUUCAAGCUUCUUCUUUUUUAUUAUUAUUAAUUUAUAAACUUAAUUUAUUGUUUGGUAUUUAACUUUUGUAGAUCAGUCUUUGUUACCUGAUGCUUGAGUGAGUUUUGAUUCUGCUGCUGUUGAGUGCACUCUCUUGCGCCUGGCAGAUUUUGAGAUUGCUCCUCUAGAUUAAUGCAACCUGAACUUCUGGCUUUAGUUCAGUGUUAAAAAAUGACCUGUGACUGUUAUCUUGGUAUGUUUUUCUGAGCCAUGUUCUCUCGUGUUUGCUUUAUCUUACACCAAAUCACAGGAUUAAGCUUAAAUUAAUAAGUAAUGCAUUCUGUAAGAAGUUCAACUAGAUUUGACUGUCAUUUCAGGAGGGUUUAAGGUACUAUUUCUUUUUUUCUAAUUAUCACUGGUGGUAACCUAAGCACUCAUAAAAAUAAGAAGGAAAAAACACAUUGAAUGCAAAUGGUAUGUGUGAAUGACCUUGGAAAAUGCACUAAUUUCACUUCCGUCCUGGAAAUGUUUGAAAUAAAUUGCUUAUCAAAUCCGUC
Poeciliopsis prolifica (blackstripe livebearer) is the source of this 2826-nucleotide messenger RNA. It is a transcript of the gene kctd13, whose product is annotated as potassium channel tetramerization domain containing 13. The record is from RefSeq and is a predicted model, not a curated record. The transcript is spliced from 6 exons. Gene Ontology annotation, biological process: proteasome-mediated ubiquitin-dependent protein catabolic process; protein homooligomerization; protein ubiquitination. The coding region runs from base 713 to 1705 and encodes 330 amino acids. Gene Ontology annotation, cellular component: Cul3-RING ubiquitin ligase complex. Gene Ontology annotation, molecular function: protein binding; ubiquitin-protein transferase activity. Lineage: Eukaryota; Metazoa; Chordata; Actinopteri; Cyprinodontiformes; Poeciliidae.